This is a messenger RNA of Rotaria sordida, 235 nucleotides long. The record is from the annotation of a GenBank genome assembly. Lineage: Eukaryota; Metazoa; Rotifera; Eurotatoria; Philodinida; Philodinidae.
AUGAACUUAUCAUAUGAUGCAUAUAGUUCAAUUGAAUAUGUUGGAACUCAAACGUUCGGUGGAAAACAAACAGAUUUUAAUGAGAUAAAAGCAACAAUUACAGCAACACUUGAAAAUAACAAAAUUCGUUCACCACGACGUUUAUCAGUUAUUUUUAAAGCUCUAAAAGCUUUAAACGAAAAGUUUAAUCAUGCUAUACCUCCUGAAAUGCCUUCAACAUUACCCGAUGAUUUUU